GCUAUUGGCUACAGCUCAAUAAUCUCCAGUUUGUUGUGAACUGUUUCAUUUGUCAUCGGUUAUUAUUCGCAGCUUCUCUUCGUUCUAAAAAUAUGUGAAUUAUCUCUAAAAAUGAAUUCACAUGCGUACUCGUUGCUCAAUCAAGUUAUGUUUUAAUUUACCUGUGUUAUUCUAUCAUAAACAGAGUUUAUAGACUGAUUAUAAAAAGUUCUUGCUAAUUCCGCCAUUAUUGUAUACCAGUGGAAUUUAUUUUGCCAAGUUCAUUCUCUAUGAACGUCAAUAAAAAUUCAAGACAUUAUUGACAGAUUGUUGACUGAAAAAAAAAUUCUUAUUAGUGUUUUAUGAAUGGAACUAGUACUUAAACUAAUAAAUAAUAAAUCGAAAUAUUAACUAAUUAACUCCAUUAACCAAUUUGUAAAAUAAUUUAUUGAUUUUCACUUUUUAAUUUAUUUCAUUAAUCAACUCAGGUUUGCAGUAAUUAUGGCGUUACAUUCUCAUCCGAUAAUAAAUUCAAAUCUAAAUGAUCCUGUCACAAAGGCAGUAAUGGACAAUAUUAUGGGAAACUUACCAACAAAAAAGCCUUUAGUGAGAUGUGAAGAUUGUGAUUUAUGUUUCACUAGUCAAACAGUAUUAGACGCACACUUGCAAGGAGCUAGACAUGCCAAACAGAUAAGAUCCAAAGUAAUCAUGGCAACACUUGAAGAAACAAAAGUUGCCUUCACAAAAGACCAAGAAGCGAAUGGAUUGAUGUGUAAUGUUUGUAAUGUUUGUUUAAAUUCAAUACAACAACUUCAAACACAUUUAAAUGGUAACCGGCACAAGAAAAAAGCUAUGAAAGGUGGAACAUCUCCGAUGGAAGUGACAACAGAUGUUGGGUCUGUGGCGACGUCGACAUCUUCAACAUCAUCUGGAUCGUCAGUCACUGCUCCAUCAACUCCUACUCGACCAUCACCUCUUUCUUGCCAGUUAUGCAACAAGUUCUUCAACUCGAAAGCUCAAUACGACAUCCAUAUUUCUUCGAGAAAACAUACGCAAAAAAUUACCGGCAAUGCUACAAAAAAUAAGAAAAAAAGGUACACUCCAUUCGUGAAAAAAAAGAAAGAAGAUAUUUUUGGAAACCAUAGAAUCGAUGUAAUUCCAUCUCUAUCUAAUAAUUUUAUCUCCGGGGGAUAUACACAUGUAUAAAAAAGUUCGAUUAUAAAUUAAUUCUUUAACUUUACAAUCUUUUCUCAAAUAAUCAAUUAAUUGUAUGUUCCAUACUUGAUCGAUAACAUUAUUUAUGAUAAGAAGAUGAGUAAAAAAUACUUUAUUGAGUGAGAUGAAAAUGAAAAAAAUAUAAAUAUAUAUAUAUAUAAAUAUAGAUAUGUACAUCUAACAUAUAGAUAAAGCUAAGUGUGAUAAAAUCAAUUAAUUUAUAGAUUAUUUGAAAAAAUUGGCUGUAUUUGUUCAUGCAAUAAAAUAUGUUGAUGAUUCAUAGAAAUUAAUUUUAUCGUUGAAAAAUAUUUUCUUUGGUUUGUUUAUUUGUAUACAAAGAAAGUCUAAAUUGCUGAAUGAGCUGAUCUAGACUUUCUUUGAGUUGAAUUGGCUGUUGACUGAAAUGAUAAUAAAUAAUAAUGUUAGUAAUACACAAUAAC
This is a messenger RNA of Chelonus insularis, 1634 nucleotides long. RefSeq names its product zinc finger protein 346-like. Lineage: Eukaryota; Metazoa; Arthropoda; Insecta; Hymenoptera; Braconidae. The record is from RefSeq and is a predicted model, not a curated record. Gene Ontology annotation, cellular component: nucleus. Bases 481 to 1185 code for a protein of 234 amino acids. Gene Ontology annotation, molecular function: nucleic acid binding; zinc ion binding. The transcript is spliced from 6 exons.